Molecule: messenger RNA, 4280 nt
Organism: Cannabis sativa
Lineage: Eukaryota; Viridiplantae; Streptophyta; Magnoliopsida; Rosales; Cannabaceae
Exons: 3
Coding region: 3615-4052 (145 amino acids)
Source: RefSeq, a predicted model, not a curated record
UUUUGAGCUGAACCGGGUUCAGGGCGAAAUACAUUUUUGGGAUUUUAUAGUGGCAUUUUAUGGUAGAGUGAAUAACUUGAAAUUUAUUUAAGUAUGUAUGUGAUGAAAAUGACUUUUUUGCCCUUGAUAAAGUAUAUGUCAUAUAUAGGUUCUAUGAGCAUUUUGGUCUUUUGACCCAUUAGUUAAUUAUUAUCUAAAAGGGAAUUUUUACAAAAUGAGAAAUUCAUUUUUCUGGUUUGUUUAGCCCUAGCCAAACCCCUUUUUCUCUUCCUAGUUAAUCAUUUUUAAUUUUUGCUUUAAUCUUGAAAUCUUACUUGGAAUGGAGUUAAUUGUUGGUGAUGGAAGCGUGUGGGUGAUGGAAGCUUGUGGGUGAUGGUAAGCUUCAAACUUUGCUACUCUUGAGUUUAAUUCUGAGUUUUGUUGCUGAAAUUGAUGAUCAUAAAAUCAUGUCUUUGGGUAUUGAGUGUUCUUGGAUGCUUGUGAAGUGGAUUGGAGUUUAUAAAUGAUUAUUUUGUUGUUUGAACGUGUUUAAUUGUGGGCUAUGCAUCUUUAUUUAUUAGUGAGUUUUUAUGGUUGUUUUCAGAAGUAGAAAGUCUGAUCUUUUUAGCCCUAUUUAUUAUUGUUUGGAUGAGUAAAGCUUGUUGUGAUAUUCAAGCUCUUGAUUAUGUGGUCGAGUUGAAUUUUGCUCAAGUGUUGAGUUUGUUUGGAUUAUUGUUAAUCUGAUUAUAGAAUGCUUAUUUUGUUGAAGAUUUAGACCCGAUUGAGUUAUUAUUAUUGUUUAAUUGUGUGGAUGAGCAAGUUUGAGUUCAUGAACUCAAAGCUUGCUCAACAAUGGCACUUUUUGAUUAUUGGUGCAAUUAUUGUGUUUGAGCUGUAAAAUAGGUUUAAUAUGUUAUAUGUUGAUGCUCUGGAAUGUUUUGUGGUGAUUGGGAUAGAUUUGAUUUUGUUAUGGAGGCUUAAAAGUUGAGAUUUUUCAUGUUUUUGUGCCUAGAAAAAUGGAAUUCCAGUUGUUUCAGGGCUGUUCCAACCAGAAUUCCAAUUGGAAUGUAUCGGGGAAGGCUGAAUUUUGUUUCGGCCAUAACUUUUGACUCAGAAAUCCGUUUUUGACGUUAUUUAUAUCGCUAGGAAGCUCAUUUCGAGCUCUAUAUGUUUAUCUAUAUUUUGAAUGCCAAUUUUAUAUUAUGUGAAAGUGGAUUUAGGGAUUAACCCUAUACUUGUGAAUCCCGGAAAUUGUGACUAGGAUUAUCGACACCUAGCCAGGAGCACUCGGGGGUUUGGAAUCUCCACGUUUGCGGGACAUCAGGAGAGACACUAGUUGCACGUAGAGAUAUGCGCGGUGAAACUUAUAUUGAAUAUUAUAUUUAUGAUAAAUUAUAAAACCGAGAUUAGGGUUAUUACCCUAAAGUGAAGGAUUUAAUGCCAUAGGGUUAUUACCCUAGUAAUUAUUAAUGUGUACACUACUACAAUGUUAGCCUUUAGAGGCAGUUUUUUCAACCCCAUUUAUAAAAAGGGAAGCUAAAGGGUGUGAAAAUACCCGCUAUGUUCGAAAUUGACAUUUAGAGGCGGUUUUUUGAUAAAAACCGUAGGUAUAAAAUUGCAUUAUACCAUUUAGAGGCGGUUGGAAAUUAAUUAUUUUUUUUUCUGAACGACCCUAUGGCGUCGGUUCCUCCAUAGGAACCGACGGCAUAGGGUACACGGUUUGCUGACACGUGUACCCUAUGCCGUCGGUUCCUAUGAAGGAAGCGACGCCAUAGGGUCGACCCUUGUAUAUAGGGUUCGAUCAUCUUCUUCCUCCCCACUUCACUCAGCCAACCCAGCAAAAAACCAGAGAGCCUUUUCCCAGCAGAAACCCUCGUCGAACCCACCUCCUCCCCACCAUAUCUCCCCCAUUUCUCAACCAUUUGAGCCCAUUUUUUUUUUAAAAUCCUCCAUUUUCGAUACUUAAUAACAUACACCUAAAAAGUUUUGAUUUUUUACCCUCUUUGAGUGUCAUCCGAACCCAAAUAGUAAAGUUUGGGUUUGAAAUCCGGCCACCCAUUUUUCUUGAGAAAUCCUUGAAUCUCAACCUCGUUUAAGGUAUAAAUAUUGCUUCUAUUCUUUUUGUAUUAUGUACAUUGUUUUAUUUUUUGUUUUUGUAAAUUAUUAUUUGAGUUUUUUUUUUAUUUUAUUAGUUAUAUUAUUGUGUUUUAUGUGUAUAGUGCCAGGAUUUUUUACGGUGGUCGUCGGAUUGCGGUUAUUAGGUAAUAAUUUAUACCUCAAUGUAUAGUAUAUAUAUGUAUUUGUAUAUUUUAUUGAAUAUUUGUAUAUAAUGUGUGUAUAUAGUGUGUGUAUAUUUUUUUAUGGAAAUAAAUUUUGUAAUUGUAUUUUAUAUAUUUUUUGUAAUAUAUAUUUAUUGUGAAUAGAAUGACAUUGGAGGGAUUUCAUUAGUUUAGAAAUAAAAAUUUCAAAAUUGAAUUAGUGUGUGAUAUAAUUUUAUUUUUUUGAGAUAAUAGUGUGAGAUAUAAUUGAUUAUAUAUAUGUAUGUAUAAUUUAGUAACUAAGUAACUUGUUACAUUUUUUUAUAACUAGUUAUAAGUAAUGAAAUAAUUAAUUUUGUAAUUUCGUUGUAUUUCUUUAUAUUGUAGGGGUUCGACAUAAUUUUGUGUGUAGCGUAUUUGGGCUUGCAAUUAUAGGUAUAUACUUUAACUAACAUUUUCUUAUUAUAUAAUUAAUUAUCAAUGCAUGUUAGUUGAGUUUGAAUAUCUUAAAUAUUCAUCCGUAGUGAAGUAGGUUCUGCGAAUACAUGUACUGCGGUCGGAUGGGUGGAUAAAUUUUGUAUUGUCUAUCUGUUUUGUUUGUUAUUUUAGGAACUUGUAAAAUUUUUGCAAAUGUCCAAUUACAGCCGUUAUGCUGCCGAAAUUUCGGUAGAAUUAGGAUAAAUUUUACUAAAACCAUUCAUAAUAUUUACAUAAUACAAAUAACUAGUUAAUUAUAACAUAGUGAUAAGAAGUUAGGUCACAUAAAAAAUAAUAAUAUUCACAUUUAUGUAAACUUUUUAAUUUUACCAACAUUCUAAUCAACUGAACAACCUAAUAACAUGAACUAAUCUAAAACGAAAAUUUGAGUAAUUUAUAAAUAAAUAUGAAUAAAUUGUGUGAGAAACUUAGUUAGUUACAUUGUGUAAUUAGUAACUAGCUAUAAUAUUUCAUAUACACUACUUGUUAUAUAUAUAGCUAACUUUAAAGUUUGUUUGUUAAUGGUGUAGACAUGGCGAACUCGGAAUCAAGAUCUGAUUCGGGCGCAGAAAAUGAGUGUCCAACCACAAUACCUACACGAGGGCCGACGCAAAUGAAUGAAAUAUCUAAACUAAUGGAUCAGGGCAAAAGAGUGGCCCUCGAGGUUAAUGACAAAGGUCAAUACUGUGGAAAAAGCUAUGCGAAGCUCGUAUCCACUCUAGGAGUCAGAUGUCGGCAGACAAUAGGAUUGGCCUAUAAAAACUGGAAAGAAGUCAACCCGACUCUGAAAAAUAAAGUUUGGAAAGACAUACAGGUAAGCUUUUAUUUGUUAGAAUUUUGAUUUGUUUUUCUAUUACUUCAAAUGUUGACUCUAACUGUGUUUGUUUUCCUUCAAAAUAGAUGGGGUUCAUUGUGCCGGACUCCUUCAAACAUGAUUGUCUCAUCCUAGCUGGGAAGUUAAUGAAAGACUUCAAGAGUAGGAUGACAAAAGACAUCAUAAUGCUCGCGUUGAAAGAGAAUGAUCUGGGACGACUGGCACAAGUCCCUGAAAAGCACCCCGAGAUCGACGCUGCUGAUUGGUGCAAAUUUGUUGAAAGUCGACUAACUCCUGAAUUUCUGGAAUUGAGUAAGGUGCAACGUGAACGUUCCUCAAAAAUUCAAUCCAGACAUCGAAGUGGUCGGAGUGGAAUGGUGAACGUACGGGAAGCUGUGAAAAAGGACCUCGAAGUUGCAGAUCCCCCCCGCCACCGUGUUUGGAUUAAAUCUCGCACCAAGAGUAGAAAACUUGUCACUGAUUACGACAAGGAAAUUGCAAAGAAGAUAGUAAGUAUAUAUUAAUCCUUAAUUGAGUUCUACUCAUGAGUUAAUGUAUAUAAUUCAUAUACUAAUUGCUUGAAUAUAUGCGUGCAUUAGGCUUAAUUAGAGGAGAAGCUUAGUCAGGGACAAAUUCAGGUCCAGGGCCAAAACGUUAUCCUGACGCAGGCGCUCGGGACACCAGAGCAUCCUGGACGUGCCAGGGCUGCUGGGUAUGCUAUUACUUCAAAUGUUAUUUAUUUAGUUACACAA